Molecule: messenger RNA, 3585 nt
Organism: Tachyglossus aculeatus (Australian echidna)
Lineage: Eukaryota; Metazoa; Chordata; Mammalia; Monotremata; Tachyglossidae
Gene: AP5B1
Product: adaptor related protein complex 5 subunit beta 1
Exons: 2
Coding region: 41-3223 (1060 amino acids)
Biological process (GO): endosomal transport
Cellular component (GO): AP-type membrane coat adaptor complex; lysosomal membrane
Source: RefSeq, a predicted model, not a curated record
GAAGAGAGUUUUGUGGUUUUCCUCGGAAAGCCCGGCGUCCAUGGCGCCCGGGAGCGGGGAGAGCUGGGCCCAGCAGCUGGCGGCCUUCCGGACCAGCCCUGCGGCCUUCCUGGCGGGCCCCAAGGGGGAAAACCUGGCCGCCAACCUGCUAAGGGACCUUCGGAGCGACAAGCUGAGCGACCAGACCAAGGCCUCCCUGUUGGCCCUGACGCUGGAGUACCCGGCCCAGCUGUGGCCCGACCGGCCCUCGGCCGAACAAGCGGCCGCGGCGCUGCUGGACGCGCUGCCCCUCCUGCCCGCCCGGGCCUCGGCCCUGCGGCGGCCGCUGCUGAUGGCCGUGACCACCGUCCUGGUGGCCGGGGACGCCCUGGGCCCGGGCUCGGGGGCGUCCGGCCGCCUCCUGGCCCUGCUGCUGCGGCUCGCGGCGGGGAGCCUCGAGCAGGGCGCCUUGCGGACGACGGCCUGCGAGUGUCUGUGGGAGCUGGAGAGCUGCCGGCCCGGACUACUAGCCGGGCAACUGGGGCUGCUGAGGGCCCUGCAGACCCAAGCCAACGCCAGGCUGCUGCAGGCGCUCAGCCUGCUCUACGCGCUGGCCCUGCGCAACAAGUUGCGAGCCCUGGCGCGGGCGGCCUGCGAUUGGCUGCCCGAGGACGCCGAGGCCCGGCCGGGGCCCUGCGAUUGGAUGCUGGCGGGGAGCGAGGGAGAAAGGCGGCAAAUCUCAGCCCGAGCUGCUGAUUGGUCGGAGAGCCCGGCGACUCGCGAUUGGCUGCCCGAGGACGCCAGGAACGCGCCGCGACGUUCGGAUUGGACGCUGGCGGGGAGUAAGGGAGAAAGGUGGCAGAUCUCGGCCCAAGCUGCUGAUUGGUCGGGGAGCCCGGCGGCCCGCGAUUGGCUACCCGAGGAUGCCAGGAACGCGCCGCGACGUUCGGAUUGGACGCUGGCGGAGAGCGAGGGAGAAAGGCGGCAGAUCUCGGCCCAAGCUGCUGAUUGGUCGGGGAGCCCGGCGGCCCGCGAUUGGCUGCCCCAGGACGCCAGGGCUGGGCCGCGACGUUCGGAUUGGACGCUGGCGGGGAGCGAGGGAGAAAGGCGGCAGAUCUCGGCCCGAGCUGCUGAUUGGUCGGGGAGCCCGGCGGCCCGCGAUUGGCUGCCCCAGGACGCCAGGAACGGGCCGCGACGUUCGGAUUGGACGCUGGCGGGGAGCGAGGGAGAAAGGCGGCAGAUCUCGGCCCAAGCUGCUGAUUGGUCGGGGAGCUCCGCGGCCUGCGAUUGGCUGCCCCAGGACGCCGAGGCCCUGCCGGGGCGCUGCGAUUGGACGCCGGUGGGGGGCGUGUCCGACACCGCCCCCUUGCGGCCCGAGGACGCCAAGGAGCUGCGCGUGGCGCUGGCCCAGCUCUUGGACGCCUCCUACCUGCUGACGGCGCCUGCGCAGGGCGUCCUGCUGGGGCUGCUGAGCCACGUGGUGGGCGUCGUGCGAGGGCAGCCCCCGGCCCUCUUCAAACCGCAGCUGGUGCGGCUGCUGGGCACGGCCCACCCCUGCCUCCUGCACGCCGUCCUGGGCCUCAAGGCCGCCUUCGGGGAGGCCCUGUUCACCGGCCAGGACGAGGCCCUGCUGCUGCGCAGGCUUGUGGCCGCGGCCCAGCACCCUUCCUUGCCCCCGCCGGCCCGCCUCUUCCACCUGCACUGCCUCCUGCACUUCCCCGAGAACCGGCCCCUGGGCCCCACCGGGGAGGAGGGCACCCCGGUGCUGCUCACCCCGCGCCUGGCCGCCGGCCUGUUCCCCAGUCUCCUGCAGGAGCCCCCCGCCCUGUUGGCCCGGCUGGGCCUGCUGUGCCUGCUCUGCCUGGAGGAGCCCGGGGACCGGGAGGACGGGCAGCGCACGCUCGGCUACCUGCGGGGGCUGCUGGCCGGCCUGAGGAGGGCCGCGGCCCACCCCCGCGGGCCCCGGGCCACCGCCACCCUCUGCUUCCGGGCCACCUGCCUCGUGGCCCGCUGCUUCUCCGCCCGCCCGGCCCUCCUGGAGGAGCUGAGCGGGGGGCUGGCCCGGCUCUACCGCGCCCGGCCCUCCCUGGCCCCCCAUUUCGUGGACCUGCUGGACCAGGCCGGCGAGGCCCUGGCGGGCCCGCUGGGGGCCAGGCUGCAGAGGGAGGCCGUGGAGGGGCCCGGCGGGCCCGGCGCCCUUCCCUGGCACCUGCAGAUCCUGGCGCGGGUGGCGGGCGGCCACCCCCCGGGCCCCACCUUGGCCUUCCUGCGCGGGGCGGCGGGGCCGGGGGGCGGCUGGGCCCGGGAGCAGGCCCUGCUGAGGGUGGGCCGGGCCCUGCUGCGGGCCGGCGCCGGGGGGAUCGGCUCGGGGCUGGCCGACCUGCUGCAGGAGCUGGCCCGCUCCCUGGGGGACCCCGACGGACGGGACCGGGCCCGCCUCUACUACAGCCUGCUGACCCACCUGGGCGGGCCCAAGCUGGGGGCGGCCCUGGGCCCGUCGCCCUGCGCCCCCGCGCUCUGCUCCUCCCUGGCGGCCGAGAGCGCGGGCUUCGCCGCGGCGCUGACCGUGCAGGAGGAGGGGCGGGCCCCCCUGCGACUGAGCCGGGCCGAGGCGGGGGACCCCGGCCCGGAGGCGUCGAGGCUGCUCCUCCGCAUGGAGGCCCUGGAGCCCCUGUACGCCCUGGAGUUGCGCUUCCGGGUCCUGGAGCCGCACUUGGAACCCCUGCCCGCCGUGCACGUCCCGCACCUGCGCCCGGGAGCCCCCUCCCCGCCGCUGCACCUCGCCCUGCGGCCCCGCCGGCCCUAUCCCGCCUGCCUGGCGGUCAGCGCCCUGUACGCCACCCCCGCCGGCCUCACCUGCCACGCUGUCCUGCCCCCGCUGCACGUGGCCUUCGCCGACCUGUUCCUAACCUUUGCCCUGCCCGCCCCGGCGGAGGCUCGCGCCUCCCUCUUCGACCAGCUCUGGGCCUCGUGCCUGCCCGAAGGGGCGGAGAGCCGCGUGUGGUGGCCCGUGGGGCCCGCGGAGCUGGAGGGCUUCGUGGCCGAGCACCUGGGGCCCUUCGUGGUGGUGGCCUCCCCUCCCAGCAGCUUCCUCGUGGCCAUCCGCCUGCCUCCCGCCUCCCGCCUGCUCCUGCGGGUGGAGGGGGCCGGCAGGACCGGGGCGCGGGUGGCUCUGAGGACGGACGACUGGGGGCUGCUCCCCCACGCCGGCGAGUACCUGCGGGGCCUGGUGGUGGCCGCCUAAAGGCCAGGGGCCGGGCCCCCGGACAUUCCCCGCUCUACUACACUUCCUCUGGAGCCAUAAAGUUGUUGAUGGGCAAUUGAGAGACUGAAACUUUUUCCGUUACCCAGAGGGAAGGGAGCUGGGAGUUGGACCAGCCCAACCCCUGCCUCUACCUUCACGGGCCACGCACCUACUCUGAGCUACCACCCCAUGGGAUCCUGUACCCUCAGAUGGGGCAACAUAGAAUCAAUCAAUCAAUCAUAUUUAUUGAGCGCUUACUGUGUGCAGAGCACUGGACUAAGCAGUGGCAGCCAGUAGAACCUCUUUCCUGGUCACCCCUUCUAGACUGGGAGUCCCCUUCUAGACUGUGAGCCCACUGUUGG